Prunus armeniaca (apricot) is the source of this 1410-nucleotide messenger RNA. The record is from the annotation of a GenBank genome assembly. Lineage: Eukaryota; Viridiplantae; Streptophyta; Magnoliopsida; Rosales; Rosaceae.
AUGGUUUUGUCUGGCUUCUUGCCUUCCUGUGGUGCCAGAGCUUCCUGCAGUGGACAUGUUUGUGACAACAGCAGAUGCAGAGCUGAGCCGCCCAUCAUCACAGUGAACACAGUGCUCUCUCUUCUUGCUGUAGAUUAUCCAUCUCACAAGCUAGCUUGCUAUGUUUCUGAUGACGGCUGCUCACCUCUCACCCUCUACUCUCUCACUGAAGCCUCUAAAUUUGCUCAGUUUUGGGUACCCUUUUGCAAAAAGUAUAAUAUUCAAGUUAGAGCUCCAUUCGGAUACUUCUCUGGCAAUUCCAAAUUGCCAAGUGAUAAUCCAAUUGGGUUUCUACAAGAAUGGACAAAAAUGAAGGUAAUAUGGGAGAACAAAGAAAGGCUUUCUAAUGGGUUGCCAGUGCCACAUUUAGUUUAUGUAGCCAGGGAGAAGCGUCCAAAUCAUUCACACCAUUACAAAGCUGGCGCCAUGAAUGCUUUGACGUCUCUGGGAGUGAUGACAAAUGCUCCAUUUAUGCCAACCAAACUGGACAAGCUGGGAGGCAAGACUUGCUUGAACAAGCUAACAGCAACAUUUGUAGGGUUACAGUCACACCGACAGACUCAAGAUUUUGAGCAUGUAGGUUGGGUUUAUGGGUCAGUCACAGAAGAUACCCUAACUGGGAUGAAGAUCCAUGCAAGAGGCUGGAAGUCUAUCUUAUGCUUGCCAGACCAACCAGGCUUUAUGGGCUCUGCACCCUCAUCUUCUCAUGUUAUGUUGACCCAAAGGAAGAGAUGGGUCACAGGACUCCUAGAAAUUUUGUUCAGCAAAAAUAGUCCCGUCUUUGCUGCCCUCUAUGCUAAGUUGGAGUUUGGGCAGUGCUUGGCCUACACGACGGUGCUAAUUCGGAGCCUAAAUUCCAUUCCUGAUCUGUGCUAUACUAUACUGCCAGCCUACUGUAUCAUCACCAACUCACAUUUCUUGCCCAAGGUUGAAGAACCGGCUCUCAUAAUCUUUGUUGCCGUGUUUCUAAUGAAGAUUUUGUACACCCUGCCUUUUUACCUGGGAUUUGGCCUAUCAAUCAAGCUAUGGUGGAAACAUGUGAGAAUGGGGCCAUGCGGGAAAAAUACCCUAUGUAACUGCAUUGCUACUUGGAGUUGUAACCGUGGUAUUCAAGCUUUUAGUGAUGACCAAGAAGAUGAUGCCAAUGCUGGUAGGUUCACUUUUGAUGAGUCUCCAAUAUUUGUGCCGGCCACAACCCUCUUGUUUGUGCACUUCACAGCCCUGGGCAUCGGCUUGUUAGGCAUGCAACCACCGGCUCAUGGUGGGCAUGGGGCGGGCUGCCCUGGCCUUGAUUUUCAUGCACUUCUGUGGAAGGAUCCCACUGCCUCUGCGCCGAUGGAUUUUAAUUAUUCCCCUGGAUGGGCUAUAUGA